Camellia sinensis is the source of this 1248-nucleotide messenger RNA. Its product is annotated as gamma-interferon-responsive lysosomal thiol protein. NCBI's taxonomy places the organism in Eukaryota, Viridiplantae, Streptophyta, Magnoliopsida, Ericales, Theaceae. The record is from RefSeq and is a predicted model, not a curated record. Gene Ontology annotation, molecular function: oxidoreductase activity, acting on a sulfur group of donors, disulfide as acceptor.
UUUUUUCUAUUCGUAUAUCAUUAGACAUAUAAAUGUAUAUGCACAAUACAAGGGGAGGCUCAACAACUUCAUUUUAAGCAAUGACUUCUCAUAAAGUAGUCUAUGCAUCUCUCAUCAUAUAUGCAUUGAUCAUAUUCAUAUCUCAUUCUCAGGCUUCUUCAAUUGAUGAUAAUGUAGAUUUCAAAAAGAUUGAGUCUGGUAAUGAUCCAAGUAAAGUUGAGUUGUCACUUUACUAUGAAACUCUCUGUCCAUACUGUGCAAACUUCAUAGUGAACAACUUGGCGAAGAUCUUUGAGAAUGGACUCAUCUCCAUCAUCAAUCUAAGGCUGGUCCCAUGGGGAAACACUAAUCUCAAAGAUAAUUCAACCUGGGUUUGCCAGCAUGGACCAGAUGAGUGUCUGCUAAACACAGUGGAAGCCUGUGCCAUUAGAGUCUGGCCUGACUUGGGAGCACAUUUCAGCUUCAGAUUCAUCAAAUGCGUCGAGCAUUUGCAUCUGGAGAACAAGCACAAUGAGUGGGAAUCCUGUUUUGGAACACAAGGAUUGAAUUCAAAACCUGUUGUGGAUUGCUACAACAGUGGACUUGGGUUUCAGCUUGAACGAAAUUAUGCUGAUGAAACUGCUCAUCUUAAUCCACCUCACAGAUUUGUUCCUUGGGUGAUUGUGGAUAAUCAACCACUGCAAGAUGAUUACCAAAAUUUUGCAGCCAACGUCUGCAGAGCAUACAAAGGCUCUAGCAGACCUAGUGCUUGCAAAUCACUUUCUGUUGGGAUCAACUCAUCCAACAAUGAAAAUUCUGUUGCUCAAGUUAGCUAUACAAGCGAGGCUAAAAACUUGACAUCAAUGGCACCAGCACAGAAAAAACCAGAAUCACCAACAACUUCAUCGACAAAGCGGAUGAAGAUGAAGAUGGAAAUUUCUGUGUAAUUCGUAGCACCUGUGACUUAGUCCAGCAUCAAUCCAUUACCAUACAUAUAUAAUUGACAGGCUAAUAUAAUCAUGUGUUCAAAUGGCAAACCAAGUUUCUAAAAAGUGCAUGAAUUGGGUGAAAAUCCCAAAUGAUGAAAUCUAGGUUAAGGAACAUAUGUUGUUAGAUUCUAAACUUUCUCAAGAAAAUUCAAAAUCCUUGCAAGCAUUUACAUUAGUUGGAAACAGACAACUACUUCUAAAUCUACGCAGCAACAAUCUGUGAACAAUUGAUUUAGAAAUGAGUUUGAAUGAUUCAAUAUAGUGAUCAACUUAUCUCCUA